Paramacrobiotus metropolitanus is the source of this 1539-nucleotide messenger RNA. RefSeq names its product mucin-5AC-like. Gene Ontology annotation, molecular function: calcium ion binding. Bases 271 to 1368 code for a protein of 365 amino acids. NCBI's taxonomy places the organism in Eukaryota, Metazoa, Tardigrada, Eutardigrada, Parachela, Macrobiotidae. Gene Ontology annotation, cellular component: membrane. The record is from RefSeq and is a predicted model, not a curated record. The transcript is spliced from 3 exons.
UGCUGCGAACUUCCGGCUAAACCUGAAUUCUAAGUCUGCUACCGGUAAUCCAGCAAACAGUCAAAACACUACUUGCGAAUAACUUUUCGACUUCAUUGCUCAUUUCAGCAUCAACUUUACAGAAAUGACACUUCCCGCAUCGUUAUUUCCGUACAAAGCUGAGCAGAUUUAAGUCAAAAUUGGCAAUUUUAGUUAUCACAAGCAAUCACCAUAAGUCAUCUCCUGUUCUCUUGUCAUCUCCUGUUCUUUACAAUUUGUAUUCAGCGGGAUAUGCCUAUUAUGGAUCCAACCGGUAUUAUGUGCCGAAUCCACCUUUAUAGUUUGAUUCUCAUAUUUACAUCAAUCCUAGGUAUCCAAAGCACGGAAAGGUACUCCCGCCAGGCGGCCCUACCGACGGAUUUUUCUUUCCAAAACCCAUCCUACUCAUUCUGCAUAAGCAACCCAACAACUGCCGGAACAUUCAUCGACCAGUUGGCUCUCACAUACUUCCCCAACGCCGUGCGCUUUAAUAUUCCCAGCAACGAUCCCAAUUUCGCCAUUAACCCGGCCAACGGUCAGUUGUUCAUCGCACAACCUCUUUCAUCCGGUCGUUCCUUUAUAUUCGUCGUUCAAGCUCAAGAUCUGGAUGCGGGCAGCACCACCACCACUUUCGUUACAGUCAACAUCGCGCCCUGCAGUGCAGCGACAACCACCACGACCAUGUCACCUUUCCGGCAGACUUCGUAUAGCUUCAGUGUUACCACUUGUACCAACGGGACGUAUAUUGGUUCGGUGGCGCCGUACGCUCGUUCGGUGUAUACAACGACGUACACCGGACAGGAUAUUCCAUCAUAUAUAAAGCUGUAUCCUAAUGGUCAGUUGUACUUAACGGGAGCGUUUCCUGCAUUAGGCGUGACCUUUACGGUGACGGCCAUGAAGGGAACAGAGAGAACCGCGUCAGCGUAUGUUACUGUUAGUAAUGACUGUCCACGGAUUUCCACAACGACAACUACCACAACCACCACCACAACAUCGACGACGCAAAUGACCACGACAGCCGCGCAGUGUGUCGCCACGCCGGCAUCACCUUCCACUUUGAAAUUUGGUCAAUGGGAGUUUCUUCUGAUGACCAGAAAUUGUGGAGCAGGCGCUACAAUUGGGACUAUCUGGAUGGAAGACGAGACCGCUAAAGUUACGUACUCAAUUCCGCCUCCAAACACAAAUUUCAGGAUUGAUAGUACAGGAACAAUCUAUGCUGCUGUUCCGCUGCGCGCGCGCCAGACAAUACAGCCGGUACAGGUGCUAGCGCGGGACACUUCCGGCAGAACUGGCGUCGGCUGUCUUCGAAUAAUGACUUUAGACAACUGCGCUAACGCAGCGCCGUAUUAACUUGAUUGUUAAAUGGCGUUUUGUUAUUUUGCAUCAACUGGUCGCACAUGUGUUCCUGUUUUGUCAUUUCAAGGCAAACUACGUAACAAUUUAUUAAAUUCGACUUUCCUUAAUUAGUAUAUUUGUACAAAUACCAUGCGAACAAGAUUACCAAGAUAGAUAAGGGUGCGA